This is a messenger RNA of Adelges cooleyi (spruce gall adelgid), 632 nucleotides long. RefSeq names its product histone H3. Gene Ontology annotation, molecular function: DNA binding; structural constituent of chromatin; protein heterodimerization activity. The transcript has a single exon. Bases 35 to 445 code for a protein of 136 amino acids. Lineage: Eukaryota; Metazoa; Arthropoda; Insecta; Hemiptera; Adelgidae. Gene Ontology annotation, cellular component: nucleosome. The record is from RefSeq and is a predicted model, not a curated record.
UCGAGUUUUUACACACAGUCUACGAACUACCGACAUGGCCCGUACCAAGCAAACCGCCCGCAAAUCUACCGGAGGCAAGGCUCCCAGGAAGCAGUUGGCCACCAAAGCCGCCCGCAAGAGCGCACCGGCGACCGGAGGAGUGAAGAAACCCCAUCGUUACCGUCCCGGUACCGUGGCUCUCCGUGAAAUCCGUCGUUACCAGAAGAGCACCGAGCUGUUGAUCCGCAAAUUGCCGUUCCAACGUUUGGUCCGCGAGAUCGCCCAAGACUUCAAGACCGACUUGCGUUUCCAGAGCUCGGCCGUCAUGGCUCUGCAAGAAGCCAGCGAAGCAUACUUGGUCGGUCUGUUCGAAGACACCAACUUGUGCGCUAUCCACGCCAAGCGUGUUACCAUCAUGCCCAAGGACAUCCAGUUGGCUCGCCGUAUUCGCGGAGAACGUGCUUAAUCGUCUCAAUACUCUACAAAUCCUCUUUAAAACGGCCCUUUUCAGGGCCACUACAUGCGUUAAAAUUAUUUCUCUAUCGACCUUACAGCGGGCGCCGCGCUGUUGAUAAAAUUAAUACAACAGUUUUGUACUCAAUAGUUUUAUUAUUAUCGACGGUCGUGGGUAUCCCCCCGAGAAUGUUGUUACU